CAGCCGAUCCAGUGCAGUAUUCCAGUUUCCAAACGCACAGGAACGCCGCUUUCUCCAUCGCGCUGCCCCAUCCAGACAUUUACGCCGGUGGGAACACGCUGCCAAAAAAACAAGCCCUCAAACAUGUCUGUGGGAAAUGACUUUGGAAACCCUUUAAGGAAAUUCAAACUCGUCUUUCUUGGGGAGCAAAGCGUGGGGAAGACUUCCCUGAUCACACGCUUCAUGUACGACAGCUUUGACAACACAUAUCAGGCAACAAUUGGAAUCGACUUCCUGUCAAAAACCAUGUAUUUGGAGGACAGAACGUUGGGGAUCUCUGACUUGCAGGUUCGGUUGCAGUUGUGGGACACUGCAGGCCAGGAACGUUUUAGGAGUCUUAUCCCGAGCUAUAUAAGAGACUCCACUGUAGCUGUGGUGGUGUAUGACAUCACAAAUGUGAAUUCAUUCCAACAAACUACCAAAUGGAUCGAUGAUGUGAGAACGGAGAGAGGAAGUGAUGUAAUUAUAAUGCUGGUGGGAAAUAAAACAGAUCUGGCAGAUAAGAGGCAAAUCACGAUUGAGGAAGGCGAGCAGCGGGCCAAAGAGUUGAGUGUGAUGUUUAUCGAGACCAGUGCCAAAACGGGCUACAACGUCAAACAGCUGUUUCGACGUGUGGCAGCUGCCCUUCCAGGAAUGGAGAGCAUGCAGGAGACAAGCAAAGAAGGCAUGAUCGACAUUAAAAUGGACAGACCACAGGAACCUCCAACUACUGAGGGCGGCUGUUCCUGUUAAUAGCUCACAUCUUAUUUACAGCAUCAUCUACACCACAUGCUUGUUGUGUUGCUUCCUCUUGGUUAGCUUCCAGUUGUGUUUUCAGAUUGGAUAUUUGGCCUUCCCAUCUGACUUUUACUCACUGGUUGAAAUCAGUGUUAUAUUAGUUUCAAUUGUAAAAUAGUAUACUUUAGUAACAAAAUUGCCAAAAAUCCUAAAAAUUCGAAAAGUAAAGGGCAAAAAUCAACAAAAAUGUCGACUAUGUCUAACAUGUAUACUUUUUGAAAAUGUAGAGACGUAGGUUUUUUUCUUUGUUUUGUAUUUUUGUAUACAAGGAUGAGCACUAAAUCAGAUGCAGACAACAAAUUCUAUAAUUUUGCCAUUAAAAGCUGGAUUAGGGCAAAGAGUUCAAAAGCAAGAGAGAAAUUCAAACAACAAAUAACCCAGAAAAUAUGGCAAACAUGCAUGUUAGCUAUUUUUAAAGUAUCGUCUCAAUCUUGCUGGCUACUGUCCACAAGAUUAUGUGAAUUCAUACUUUUUUUGUGACAACGCAAUUCAUCAAAUCAACUUGUUUUGAUUUUUUUUUUUUUUUUUUUCUGUGACGCAUAACUUGAAAUUUUAAGUUUCAGGGCAGGUUUUUGUCUGUGUUUUUGUGAUAAUUUGUCAUUGCAGAUCCCCUGAAAUCUUUCCACAUUCUGUGUGAUUUCCCCCACAAAAUCUUUAUGUACAGUUUAUGUUUUAAUUGCACAGUUUAUUGAAUGUUUACUGCAUUGUUUUCAAUAUAAUUUCCUGCUCUCAAUGAAAGCAAACAGCUUGCAAACAAACUGAUAACAAGGAAGGAUCCUUUCUCCUGAAGAAUGUUUCUCUUAGGACAUUCAUAGCGUAUUGCAGGUAGUCGGAAGAACGUGACAGAAGAGCAAAUCAUGCACAACUAAACUUGGUUUAUUCUAACACAGUCUCAUCCCAAAAAGUCAUAUAACUGACGUCUUGGGGCGUAUUUUGACCAUACGUCAAUAUCCGCCUUUUUAGGGCCCCCUUAAUCGUCGGUAGAUGGUGAUCACGGGCCGUCAUACAACUGACGCUUUACCUUUAACGUCAGUUAGGUGACGGGUUAGGUUUAGGGUUAGGUUUAGGUCU
This is a messenger RNA of Pimephales promelas (fathead minnow), 1887 nucleotides long. It is a transcript of the gene rab6ba, whose product is annotated as RAB6B, member RAS oncogene family a. Gene Ontology annotation, molecular function: GTP binding; GTPase activity. The record is from RefSeq and is a predicted model, not a curated record. NCBI's taxonomy places the organism in Eukaryota, Metazoa, Chordata, Actinopteri, Cypriniformes, Leuciscidae.